GUGGACCGGGAGGAGGGAACGGACGCGGAAAGCCCCACCUCCUGAAGCGGGCUGUUCGGCAGCCGUCAGUGUGUGUGUUUGUGUGUGUGUGUGUGUGUGGUGGGGGGGUGUCCGCGGCCCCGCUGUCUUGCCGAACGGGCUUUGGCUCCUCCCAGUGGCCGGCCGGGGCGGAAGCAGGAGGCGGUGGCAGCGUGUGCGCUGCUGGUCUCUCCCGCGGCGCUGGGGCCCGCGCUUCGCCGCCGCCGCUGGAUUCGGCGCUUCGCAGGCGGCCGGCUGCUCUUCGCGCUCUCCCGUUCCUCAGCCAGGCCUCCCCCUCGGCCCGUGGCGUCGACCCCGCCGGCCCUCUCCCGCCCCGUCGCACACUCUGGCCACCGCAGCCCCGACCCCGAUGGCUCUGUGCAACGGAGACUCCAAGGUGGAGAAUGCUGGAGGAGACCUGAAGGAUGGCUGCCACCGCUACGAAGGAGCCGUUGUCAUUCUGGAUGCUGGCGCGCAGUACGGGAAAGUCAUAGACCGGAGAGUGCGGGAGCUGUUCGUGCAGUCUGAAAUCUUCCCCUUGGAAACACCAGCAUUUGCUAUAAAAGAGCAAGGAUUCCGUGCUAUUAUCAUAUCUGGAGGACCUAAUUCUGUGUAUGCAGAAGAUGCUCCCUGGUUUGAUCCAGCAAUAUUCACUAUUGGCAAGCCUGUUCUUGGAAUUUGCUAUGGCAUGCAGAUGAUGAAUAAAGUAUUUGGAGGUACUGUGCACAAAAAAAGCGUUAGAGAAGAUGGAGUCUUCAGUAUUAGUGUGGAUAACACAUGCUCGUUAUUCAGGAGCCUUCAGAAAGAAGAAAUUGUUUUGCUUACCCAUGGAGAUAGUGUAGACAAAGUAGCUGAUGGAUUCAAGGUUGUGGCACGUUCUGGGAACAUCGUGGCAGGUAUAGCAAAUGAAUCUAAAAAAUUAUAUGGAGCACAGUUCCACCCUGAAGUUGGCCUUACAGAAAAUGGGAAAGUAAUACUGAAGAACUUCCUCUAUGAUAUAGCUGGGUGCAGCGGAACCUUUACGGUGCAGAACAGAGAACUUGAGUGCAUUCGAGAAAUCAAAGAGAGAGUAGGCACAUCAAAAGUUUUGGUUUUACUCAGUGGUGGGGUGGACUCAACGGUUUGUACAGCUUUGCUGAAUCGUGCUUUAAACCAAGAUCAGGUCAUUGCUGUGCACAUUGAUAAUGGCUUUAUGAGAAAACGAGAAAGCCAGUCUGUAGAAGAGGCCCUCAAAAAGCUUGGAAUUCAGGUCAAAGUGAUAAAUGCUGCUCAUUCUUUCUAUAAUGGAACGACAACUCUGCCAAUAUCAGAUGAAGACAGAACCCCACGAAAAAGAAUUAGCAAAACAUUAAAUAUGACUACAAGUCCUGAGGAGAAAAGAAAAAUCAUUGGGGAUACUUUUGUUAAGAUUGCCAAUGAAGUAAUUGGAGAAAUGAACCUGAAACCCGAGGAAGUUUUCCUUGCCCAAGGUACUUUACGCCCUGAUCUAAUCGAAAGUGCAUCCCUUACUGCAAGUAGCAAAGCUGAACUCAUCAAAACGCAUCACAACGACACAGAGCUUAUCAGAAAGUUGAGAGAAGAGGGAAAAGUGAUAGAACCUCUGAAAGAUUUUCAUAAAGAUGAAGUAAGAAUUUUAGGCAGAGAACUUGGACUUCCGGAAGAGUUAGUUUCCAGACAUCCAUUUCCAGGUCCUGGCUUGGCAAUCAGAGUAAUAUGUGCUGAAGAACCUUAUAUUUGUAAGGACUUUCCUGAAACCAACAAUAUUUUGAAAAUAGUAGCUGAUUUUUCUGCAAGUGUUAAAAAGCCACAUACGCUGUUACAAAGAGUCAAAGCCUGCACGACAGAAGAGGAUCAGGAGAAGCUGAUGCAAAUUACAAGUCUGCAUUCACUCAAUGCCUUCUUGCUGCCAAUUAAAACUGUAGGUGUGCAGGGGGACUGUCGUUCCUAUAGUUACGUCUGUGGAAUCUCCAGUAAAGAUGAGCCUGACUGGGAAUCUCUUAUUUUCCUGGCUAGGCUUAUACCUCGCAUGUGUCACAACAUUAACAGAGUUGUCUAUAUAUUUGGCCCACCAGUUAAAGAGCCUCCUACAGAUGUUACUCCCACUUUCUUGACAACAGGAGUGCUCAGUACUUUACGUCAAGCUGACUUUGAGGCCCAGAACAUUCUCAGGGAGUCUGGAUAUGCUGGGAAGAUCAGCCAGAUGCCGGUGAUUUUGACACCAUUACAUUUUGAUCGAGACCCACUUCAGAAGCAGCCUUCAUGCCAGCGAUCCGUGGUUAUUCGAACCUUUAUUACUAGUGAUUUCAUGACUGGUAUACCUGCAACACCUGGCAAUGAAAUCCCAGUAGAGGUGGUGUUAAAGAUGGUCACUGAGAUUAAGAAGAUUCCUGGUAUUUCUCGAAUUAUGUAUGACUUAACAUCAAAGCCCCCAGGAACCACUGAGUGGGAGUAAUAAACUUCUUGUUCUCUUAAGUACUGUGUGCAGUUUAAAUUGAUUAGAAACCAUUCCCAGUAUUGACGUGCAGUGCUGUGAAGAGUCCUGGAGCAGCUACAUCACAUCUGCGUUCUCUACAGCAAAGCUCUGUGGCCUGAGGGCUGAGCUGGGGAUAACUAAAAGGGACCGAAGAGUUUGUACGGGUAUAAUCAAAGCAUCAUUGCCUACACUCAGACAGCUUGACACUGCUUUGCCUUUGCCUCACUUGUUCUUUAUGUAUAUAAUCACUGUUGCUCUUGAUGUCUCUGUCAAUGACGAUGUGUGAAGGUGGGUGAGUUUGGGGAUAGUAAUGGGCUUCUGUUCCCUUGCCAGUUUGUAAGAGCUGUUAGAACCACCCCUUUCCCCCCAGCCCCCCUUUUUUUUUUACCGCUGUGACUUAGUAUGUAUACCUUUUGGAAAAACCGAGUUUCCCUGUAAGUAACCUUAUUCCUCCAGAGGUUAGGGAAUGGAUGAACGUAUCAGGUAAGGGUACUGGUGGGCUGUUCCAGCUACUUUUCACAGUACACUGGCGCUAUGAAAUGUAAGCUACCUUAAGAUGGGAAGCACCAGGAAUUUCUUGAAAUACUUUGGAAUUUUAUGAUAAUCACAACCAUGGGAGAAACUAUGAGUGGUUUCAGUUUAAAAUGUUUUCAACUCGCAUUGCACAUAGAUGUCAUAUUGCUGAUUGUCACUCUUACAAGUAAGGAGCUUUAUCCUUCCCACCUUAUGCUGACAGCUCCCACAGCCUUGUAUAAGAUUUUUCUGCUCUCUCCCUAGAAGAGAUUAUAAAGUUUGAGCAUUUUAAUAUCAUUUGACUGCUCAGAGGGGAAGCUCUAAGACCACAAAAACCAUUGUGCAUAACCACAGCUUACAACUGCAUGCCCACAGUUUAUAUCAUCUAGUAAAGAGUUAUAAAAUGAACUCUUAGAUGUAAUCUGUAGACAGGUUUAUUACCCACUGCUCGAGCAGAAGACUGUGACCAAUCUUGUGCCAUGCAAGCUAUUGCCAAACCUUAUAAUCCUUCUACCAGCUGCAAGACAAGAACUGCUGUAGGACUUGUUGCCAUUGCCCCAGUUUCUACCAGAUCCUUUAAAACAUUCGUAUAAGCACUAUAAAAAUAGACAGUGUUAGACUUAAAUUCUGUAACCACUUCCCACUCAAUAUUUUAGCUGCUGUUACUAUUUAAGAACAUGACCUUUCUUUUUUCAUUUUUUUAUUGAGGUGUAAUUGACAUAAAACAUAUUAGUUUCAGGUGUUCAUGUUUUUCUUACACCAUUUCUAUUUCAGGUUGUUACCUCUUAUUUUCAAAAUCUUGUAUUUGGUACAAAAUUUUGUUUAGGAUUCAGUGUUAGAUAAACAAUAAAAUUAUGCAUGGCAGAUGUCUUCCUUUCAUUCUGGCUGGCCCAGAGGACAAGAAAACUGUGUUGCUGGACCAUCAAGGGAAGAGCUUCUGUCUGUUGUAACAGAUGUCCUUACUUGAGACAAAGAAGUCAAAUGACUUUUAUAAAACUCGAAGGAUUUAUUCUCUGUCCUGAUAAUGAGGUAUUCAUAGUGGCCUUUUGGAAAGAGGAUAUGUUAGCGAUCUGGCCUUAACAGAUUUGGAAUCAUGUUAUUUAAAGCUGGAAUAGACAACCUAUAAAAGGUUUACAAACAUUUAUCUUUAUGUGUUAAAAAAUUCCUUUUCUAGCAAGUGUCUCAUGGUUUUGUAUUCAAGUAAAUAAUAGGAAUCUAGAAAGAAUAGGUAGUAAUAGUGUUUUUUUCCUCUGUAGAACAUUGCUCACUAAGAUGGUCCAUGUAAAAAGGGUGAGGUCAUAUAAACUUGGAAAAUGCUGCUCACUUGUCCUUCCAUCUUGUAGAUUCAUGGUAUACAUUAUAGUCAAAGCUCUCAGAAAUUUUGAAGUUAAAAACAAUUGUUACAUCUUUUUAGCCUCACAUUUUCCUGAUAUUUGUUCAUUCUACUCUUUUUUAUAUGGUCCUACUUAAUACUGGAAAAAUGUUUUCUCUAAAACAUACCUUGUCAUGAUAUAGUAAAAAAUAAAAUAAAAUUUCUGGAA
This is a messenger RNA of Pteropus alecto (black flying fox), 4545 nucleotides long. RefSeq names its product guanine monophosphate synthase (gene GMPS). The transcript is spliced from 16 exons. NCBI's taxonomy places the organism in Eukaryota, Metazoa, Chordata, Mammalia, Chiroptera, Pteropodidae. Gene Ontology annotation, biological process: GMP biosynthetic process. The record is from RefSeq and is a predicted model, not a curated record. Bases 389 to 2470 code for a protein of 693 amino acids. Gene Ontology annotation, molecular function: GMP synthase (glutamine-hydrolyzing) activity; GMP synthase activity; ATP binding. Gene Ontology annotation, cellular component: cytosol.